Asterias rubens (European starfish) is the source of this 1947-nucleotide messenger RNA. Its product is annotated as lysocardiolipin acyltransferase 1-like. Gene Ontology annotation, cellular component: endomembrane system. The transcript has 7 exons. The record is from RefSeq and is a predicted model, not a curated record. Gene Ontology annotation, molecular function: acyltransferase activity. Lineage: Eukaryota; Metazoa; Echinodermata; Asteroidea; Forcipulatida; Asteriidae. The coding region runs from base 132 to 1262 and encodes 376 amino acids.
CUGGUGUCUAGCUGGAUUGAUUUAUGGGCCGAUUUCAUUGAAUGUCAAUUUUUCUCUGUCAGUGUCACCACAGUAGCUGAUAAAACAACAAGUUGAAAGCUUACAAGUAAGUGGUGUGCCAACGUAGCGAGAUGACGUCCGCACUAGGAGUGUGUAAGGGAGUGAUCGGUACCCUGUCAUUGAUCAUCACAGCGUUUUUCGGCACAGUGUUUUUGAUGGGACCGGUGCUGCCGCUCAUGUUCUUCAGUCCGUCCCUAUUCAGAUGGGUCACAGAUUACCUCAUGAGUAUGUGGUUACUUCUACCUGUGGCAUUAAUGGAAAUAGUGUUUGGUGUAACAGUAUCGAUGACAGGCGACACUGUCGCUGCCAACGAGGGCAGUAUAUUCAUCAUGAAUCACCGCACACGUCUUGAUUGGAUGUUCUUCUGGCUGGUCCUUCAUCGUCAGAGCAAUUUACGCACAGAGAAGAUUAUCUUGAAGAGUGAUCCCAAGUUCAUGCCUGGAUUCGGAUGGGCAAUGCAGAUUGCUUGUUACAUCUUUCUAAAGCGACGUUGGGAUACGGACAAACCCUGGCUGUCGGCUCUCCUGGAGUACUAUGGUCUUCUCCGCUACAAGGGACAGUUUCUUAUAUUCCCAGAAGGCACAAAUUUUGACAUGAAAACAAAGGAGAGUAGCAAUAAAUUUGCCAAGAAGAGUAACCGUCCGGAAUAUAAUUAUUGCUUACAUCCAAGGACCACAGGAUUUGUGUUUCUCACACAGGAACUCAGACAAAAAAAUCUUCUUGACAGUCUAUAUGAUGUGACAGUCACCUACCCAGACACGAUACCCGAGCUCGGGGAGUUUAACUUUAUCUUCGGCUCGCUGCCGUCCAAAGUAGGGUUCCACAUCAGGAAACAUUCCAACUCGUCCCUCCCAUCCACGAAGGAAAAUCUAGAGUCUUGGUGCGUCGAGAGAUGGCAGGAGAAGGAAACGGCGCUGGAGGCGUUUUACACUGGGGACAAGAGUCGGUUGCUACUCCCCGGAUGUGAAGGGGACGGGUUGCCUAAAGCUUGCCAGGAGUCUGAGGGAUCUAGACGAAUGAUUCUAUACAUGGUGCUGGUCUCCUGGAUGCUGUUCUUAGUUGCUGUGGUGUUGCUUUUAAUGAACUGCUAUGUAGCGUGGUGUUUCGUAGUCAUCGUUUCUUGUUUCUGCACGUACCAGCUUAUUGUAAACGGUGGAAUGGAAAGCAUUAUAAUGUCGUCGUGUCAGAGAUACUACGGGUAAAAAAUAAAAGCACUCACAGUUGUGAUAGUUAGAGUUAGAAAGGAAGAGGAACUUGUGUGGAAUUUUUUUUUUUAGUCAGUUGUUGUAUACUCAGGACAAUCAUCUCACAAAGAUCUUUUUAUCGGCAAGAAAAGCCAGAAUUAAUCACGAGAUGUGAAUGAUCGCAGGUUUGAUCUGGUACUUAUUAUAGUGGACAUUGUUUUAUUAACUAAAAAAUAAUAUCAAAGUGGUAGCAGUCUUGUGGACAAGUCGUUAAAUGUCUGUCGCGACGAUAGCGUUCCAACUCCCCCCGCGAUUCUCGCGGUAUUCUCGCGAGACUGCUGGCUCCGCAAGACUACUGCCUCCACGAGACUACGGUCAGAGUAGAAGUCGGGCAACCAGCAGUUCGCGCGAGAGCAGUGAUCUCGCGAGAGCACCGCCACAACUCGACUAUCUCACCGCGUGAGACCACUAACGACUUGUCCACAAGUCUAAAGUCUUAGCAGUAAUGAAUUCAUAACAACAGUAAGUUUAACAAGGGUUUUUUUUUCUUUAAUUAUUAUCUGCCUGAAAACAGUAUGUAUAACGAGGGGCCAAAGUUGUGAUUGAAUGAGUAGACUCACGUUGAGUCUUGAAAGACACUGGACACUAUUGGUAAUUGUCAAAGACCAGUCUUCUCACUUGGUGUACCUCAAUAUAUGCAUAA